AUGAAGCUCCUCCUUGCGGCGCUCGUGGCCUUGGCCGCUGCCGACGUCUCGGAUGUCAAUGAAUGGCCGUCCAUCGAGAACGACCACACGAAGCUGCAGAUCAUCCUGCCCGAGUCGCUCCAGAUCAAGGGCGGCUACGUCCACAAGGACGCGCUCUUUGGGUACCCGGGCUACUCGGUCGGGUCGCUCGAGACGCAGCUCAUCUACCUCAACACGUCGGCGUGCGAAGACUUUCCCAAGGGCAACUGGGAGCCGCCGUUUGCGCUCAUGAUUGACCGCGGCGACUGCGUGUUUGUCGAGAAGGUGCGCCGCGCCCAGCACGCUGGCGCCCGCGCGGUCGUCGUCGCCGAUAACAAGUGCCUCUGCUCGGACAUUGCGUGCAUGCGCGAGACGGGCGACAACUUUUGCGAGACGGUGCUGCCGUUCAUGAACGACGACGAGUCGGGUGGCGACAUUACGAUUCCGUCGAUGCUCAUCCGCAAGAGCGACGCCGAUGCGAUCAAGAAGGUCAUUUCGCACUCGAACGGCGUGAGCAACGUUAUGGUCAAGUUUGACUGGGGCAUUCCGUCGCCGGACGGGCGUGUCGAGUGGACCAUGUGGCAUAGCUCGUGGGACGAGCAGAGCGCGAUUACGCUCAAGACGACGGAAGACAUUGUCCUCGCGCUUGGCGAUCGUGCGUUCUUUACGCCCCGCUUUGUCGCGUACAACGGCUCCCGCGUCGGCUGCAACGUGGUCGACGGCCUCGACCCGUGCGGCAACAUGUGCAUCAACAAGGGCCGCUACUGCCUCAUGGACCCGUCGCCGUUCCACGACCGCAUGUCGGGCGCGUCGGGCGCCGACGUGGUCAUUGAGAACUUGCGGCGCAAGUGCAUUUGGAAGCUCACGUCGAAAGAAGACGCGGGCGUCGGCAAGAAGUGGUGGCGCUACGUCAACGACUUUGGCGACGAGUGCAACCAGAAGGAAGAGACGUUUAUGAACAAGCAGUGCGCGCUCGGCAUCAUGAAGAAGCACGGGAUUGACGCCCACGCUGUCGAGCAGUGCAUGCAGCCCUACGGCCGCGACCUCGACGUGGUCAACAACAUGCUCGAGGCCGACCUCAAGGAGCAGACGGCGCUCCAGCUGCUCCGGCUGCCGGCGCUCUUUGUCGACGGCGUGCACGCGCGUGGCCGCAUCGACACGAGCGGGAUCCUCAACAUGAUUUGCGCCGGCUACGGCACGCACGACCCGCCGGCCAUUUGCAGCUGCUCGGAUCAGAACCCGCUCGCGCUCCUCGGCUGCGUCAAGCAAGGCGGUGCGCUCGACGCGAGCAGCAUCAUCCAAAACGGCGUGAGCUUUACGACGCUGAUUGUCAUUUUGACGUUUGCAGGUAUCGGCGUUGCGAGCGCCGGCUACGUGUACUGGAAGCGCAGCCAGCGCCAGAUGCGCGAGCAGGUGCGCAGCAUUUUGGCCGAGUACAUGCCGCUCGACGACCAGUCGGACGAACUGGACGGGCACAUGCACCCGGCCGCGGUCGCAGCCGCCAAGAGCCCGCGCGGCUACAUGCCCACGAACGGCUUCCUCAUGGACGACGACCAGCUGUAA
Molecule: messenger RNA, 1581 nt
Organism: Saprolegnia diclina VS20
Lineage: Eukaryota; Oomycota; Saprolegniomycetes; Saprolegniales; Saprolegniaceae
Exons: 4
Coding region: 1-1581 (526 amino acids)
Source: RefSeq, a predicted model, not a curated record